Molecule: messenger RNA, 297 nt
Organism: Paramecium tetraurelia
Lineage: Eukaryota; Ciliophora; Oligohymenophorea; Peniculida; Parameciidae
Exons: 2
Source: RefSeq, a predicted model, not a curated record
AUGCCACCUAAAAAAAAAUAACAGCAGGAAGUAGUUGAAUUCACAGAAGCAGAAAAGAAGGCACUUGAGAAAUUAGAUCAUUCUAAUCUGUUAAUCGAUAUAUAGGUUCUGAAGGAUAGAAUUGAGGAGUUAUAGAAAAAGGUAUACGAUUUGAAUGAGACCAUAAGAACAAUAAAUGAAUAAAAUGUAAAGAAUUUAAGCGUAUAGUAAAGCUCGCUCUAACUCUCAAGAUGGAAUCAGAUAUCAACAGAAAAGAAAGUGAUUAUAAUGCUCUUUUACAGUAAUAUGACGACCUGA